GUUAGUCUACUUAACAUUUCAAUCGUGUGCAUCGAUCUGGAACGUGUGUUUAACACUUUCACUUACACAUGUUACAAUUGAGCGUCUAUGAAAUAAAAGGUACAAAGUUAAUCUAAAAGCUACUUCAGCGACAGAAUAAAACUGACCCGAAUGGCCAAAUCGGAUAAAAGAAAAUCAUUAGAAUUCUUUACGUAUCUAUGCCAGAAAGUGGGAUCUGAUGAUAUUGUAAGGGCAAGAUGAUUAUUGUGUACAAUCGGGGAUAUAGCCUUGGAUAAUAAUUUUCCGAAAGUCAGCAGUGGAAGUAAAGGGGAAGGACUCAAUUUUAAAGAUAGUGACACCAAUGUUAUGUUUAUCGAACCUGAUUACAGAGUAUAUGAACUUGAGAGUGAUGUUACUACUAUUGAUAAAGCGGCUUUUAUUAUGAAUAAAGAGGAAACGCCCCCAUGUUUCACCUAUCUUCAUUUAUUAAGCAACCAGAAUGUGUAUCCUGAGCUGAUGUUCGAACAGAAAGAUGGCAAGAUUCUGCUAUCAAGUGAACUUUUUCGAAUGCAUCGUUUAAGACAAUUGAAAAAAACAAAACCUUCGUUGAGGCAUACUCAUGGUCCAUGUAUAACAGACGAUUUCGAACAGCAUGAUAUUGCAUAUUGCAUCAAAUGUGAAAAAUGGAUAUCAGCAGCGCAGCCAUGGAUCAGCAGACCACGUUCACUAUGGCCACCUUCUAGACUUAUUUCACAGAUAACAUCCUUAGGUGUCCUUUUUGUCCCUAUCGGUUGUAAAGGAUCCGUUAAUGAAAAUUUUGAAUGGAGGAUAUCGUUUUCUGUGGCAGAAAAAAAUAUUGAUCUUUUCAUGGAGUCAUACCCAGUUACUGUGCUAUGCUUUAUUGAAAAUUCUGCUGAAAGAAAUUAUACAAAAGAUUGACAUACUUAAAGAUUUACUAUGUUCCUACUUCAUCAAAACUCUUAUGUUUUGGAUAUCUGAAGAAUCUGAUCCGUCUAUUUGGCGACCAGACAACAUUAUUCCUUGUUUUAUGGCAUGCUUACAGAAAUUGUUAUACUGUAUAGAGUAUUCAACACUGUUACACUAUUUCAUUCCAGAAACAAAUCUCUUUUAUUCAAGGUUCAAUACGAGAAACAAAGAAAAGCUAAUCAACCUCCUUAAGAAUUCAUAUCAUCGAGGUAUUCAAUUUUUUUCUUCAUCAGAAUCUUUGAAUGAUUUCUCAAUGUUUUCAUGUGGUGUUACCAAGUCAUUUGAUUGGAAUUCAAAAUUAGUAGAAGAAAUAAUAGAGCUGUUCCCACUUAACAACGAUAGAGGACAUAUUCGUAGAUUGAUGUACAACUUCCUACACCACUCUAAAAGUAGACUAGGAAAAAGUAUCUUUAGUCUAUUUUUGUCAAAUGCACACCAGUUUGUAUCACAAAGAUCAGAUGCUCACCACAGAUCAAACAACAAACAACACUAUUAUGAGUACACACAUGGGCUCAGUCACUUGCUGGUAGGUUUGAAUUCAGAUGCGUUAUCAGGAUGGCUGGUAUUGGCCUCAUUUUUCAAUGUUUAUAAGAAUUAUCGAGCCGCAUUAGCUGUAAUAAACCAUGCUUUGUCUAAAUGUACGGACGAAACCAUCACUCUGUCGAACGAUCAUACUCUUAUUACAGAUUUUUCUUUCAAUGAUAAAACGAAAGAAUACGUAACAAAAUUGAUAGGAACAGAUAACUAUAUCAAAGCCGUGAAACAUUUAUCGAUUCUGAUGCUCCGUAUAAUAAUAGCUUCUAAUAAUAGAGAACAAACAUUUGCUUCGUCAGUACAAAGUAACGAUUAUUUAAUCAAAGCAAAGUGUGACUUACUUCAUCGCAUAACAGGAGACACUCACCCUGUCGACACUCACCCUGUCGACACAAUCGUUCUCGCGCCUUUUGUAGUCAAUUUGAAUUUCUCAGUUUUUGUCUGUUUCCUGGAUUUGUCUUCUUCAUUGAUUGGUGAGAUUUGA
Molecule: messenger RNA, 1984 nt
Organism: Mytilus californianus (California mussel)
Lineage: Eukaryota; Metazoa; Mollusca; Bivalvia; Mytilida; Mytilidae
Exons: 2
Coding region: 788-1984 (398 amino acids)
Source: RefSeq, a predicted model, not a curated record